Messenger RNA from Gopherus evgoodei (Goodes thornscrub tortoise), 2781 nucleotides. Its product is annotated as sulfotransferase 2B1-like. NCBI's taxonomy places the organism in Eukaryota, Metazoa, Chordata, Testudines, Testudinidae. Gene Ontology annotation, biological process: sulfation. The transcript has 6 exons. Gene Ontology annotation, cellular component: cytoplasm. The record is from RefSeq and is a predicted model, not a curated record. Gene Ontology annotation, molecular function: sulfotransferase activity. The coding region runs from base 1 to 732 and encodes 243 amino acids.
AUGCGGGAGGCAGGAGGCGGGGGGGAGGCUGAGUGGGAUGCUCUGUGGGUACAUGGGGGGCACCGGGGGCUGCUGGCAAGGCCUGGCACAAACCCUCGCUCCAUGGCUGACCCCGGCCCGCGCUCGCUGCUGUACGAGGGGCUCCUGCUUCUGGCCCUGGUGCACAGCGAGGAGAGCGUACUCCCGGCUGGCGCAGUCGGUGCCCUCCUGGGAGAGGGUGCCCUGGCUGGAGCAGACCACAGCAGCUGCGCUCCUGGAGAACAGUCCCUGUCCUCGGCUCAUCUCUUCCCACCUGCCCUGCUGCCUCUUCUCCACCUGCUUCCAUGGCUCCAACGCCAAGUGCUGUUCGGCUCCUGGUUCCAGCCCGUCAAGGGCUGGCUGGGCCUUAGGGACCGGCUCAACUUCCUCCUCCUGACCUGUGAGGAAAUGCAUCAGGACCUGCGGGGCAGCGUGGAGUGGAUCUGCCAGUUCCUGGGCAAGCAGCAGGACGCGCAGGCACUGGACGGGGUGGUGGAGAACGCCUCCUUCCAGGCCAUGAAUCAGAACAAGACGUGCAACUACGGCCUGGGCCUGGAGAACAUCAUGGAACAAUGGGUCAGCCCCUUCCUGAGAAAAGGGGUCCCUGGUGACUGGAAGGGGCACUUCAUGGUGGCGCAGAGCCAGGUGUUUGACUGGCUCUACCGGGAGCAGAUGCAGGAUGUAAGCGUCCGAUUCCCCUGGGAUGAGGCCUGAGGGGUUGCCAGCCCCCUCCACCAGACAGCUACAGUCUGUAGGGACCCCUAGAUCCGUGUGUGGGCACUUGAAUAGUCUGCAGAGCUGGGGCUAGAACCCAGGAAUCCUGGCUCCCCCCGCCCCCACCCGUGCCCUGCUUUAACCACUAGACCCCAACCCCUCUCCCAGAGCUGGGGAUGGAACCCAGGAGUCCUGGUUUCUGUUCCUGGCCUCUGUCACUCUACAGCCAUUUGGGUUCAUCAGCGUCUGUGCCUCAGUUUCCCUCUCUAUGGAAUGGGGACAACCCCCCCUUCCCAGGCCUUGGAUUAAUCCUGUAGCUGCUUGUCACUAACAACCCCAGCAGGAAAGUGUGCGGCUGCUGUGUGGGGAACCUGCCACCAGGGGGCGAAACCUCUCCAGAAAUGGAGGGGGGGGAAGGCUUUCCUUGGCAAAGGGCCCCGCUUAGAGGGGCUGGCUCUGAGGCCCCUUGGGGGUGCUGUGCCCCAUACAGAGGGUCUGUGCCAGGCCUUGCCAGGGGCACCCUUCCCCCAGCCCCAUAGCGCCCCCCGGUACCCAAAGAGCAUCCCACUCAGCCUGCCCCUCCCCACCUGCCUCAGCCCCCAGCACCUGCCCACACCCCUCCCCUUCCCAGCUCUGUAAGGAGUUGGGGGGAUUAGCUGGGGUCGGGGUGACGAACCCAACAUCCCUCCAUCUCCAGCAGGGGCUGCAGCCUGGAGUCCCCUUCCUCCAUCCAUGCCCCCGGAUCAGCCCCCUGGGCCCAUCUACCCCGGUAUCCCGCCUUCUGCCUCCCCCCGGAUCAGCUCCCUGGGCCCAUCUACCCCAGCAUCCCACCCCCUCACUGCCCCUGGAUCAGCCCCCCCGGCCCAUCUACCCCGAUACCCCCACUGUGACCCUUUCAGGUUCUCCAGGGGUACAGGGUGAAUCAGCAGUGCCAGGCCACCUUCUCUGUGCUCAAGGGGGGAAACGCGAGCCCCCACUCCGGGCCCCACCAGCCCAUCCCAGCAGGGGGCGCUGUGGUUUGCCUACCAGCCCUUAGCAUCCUGGCGCGGAUCCUUGGGGCAGAGCUAAAUCUGUGGAGAUAGUUACCCGUCCCCCAACCACCCCGAGGUCUGCUCUGUCCCUGGCUCUGCCCCUCCAGCCUGUCUGUGCCCAGCCCCUCAACUGCUGGGAGGGCCGCUUUGCACUCGGAUCGGCUGCCUCUGUGGGAGCUGGGCCCCCCUCUUAACCACCGUCCCCUCAGUCCAGCCCUCUGCUGAGCACUUGGGCUGGGGUCGUGUCUGCAGCAAAACCAAGAGUCAAACAGCUGGGAAAGAGAUACAAGAAAAUACAAAGCGUGGGGUAGGGUUUGCGUGUAUUCCUAGUUAAUAAGCAGGGUAGGGUCUGCACUUCUUCCCAGUUAAACUGGUGCUCCUAGAACCCAUAGUUAUUACCAGUUAAUGAACAGUCUGGAAGGUGUAGUAAUUACUAGUUAAUAAACGGGCAAGAGUCAUAAACACAGUCCGAGCCUGAAUUUAUUCCCCGUGUCCUUUCCUGGCCAAGAAGGUGUUUCUUCCCCGCUGGUCCCCCGGCCAGUGUUUGUCCCACUGGGAGAGCCUGGAUCCACUUCUCAUGAGAGGCUUACCCUGGCAGAGUGUCUUCUUCAUAACAGAGCCCAUCUGGGGGCCGGCGUCCCUCCCAUACGUGGUUCCCCCAUUUUUCUCUCUGGUUGCACAGAGGAUUUUGUUAAUUCACUUUGCCCCAAUGGGCCUCCCCACCCCCUACUCAAAGCCUUUCUCUCGGGCACCUUGUCUAGGGCAUCCACAUGUGGCUGGGCCGGGCCCCAGAUGUCCUUACUCCUGGGUGAGUUAGCACACAGGGCCACACUCCCCUCCCAGAGCUGGGUGAGAACCCAGGAGUCCUGGCUCCCAGCACUCCACUCCCCACAGCCACUAAACCCCCCCUCCUCUUCCAGAGCCAAAAAAGAACCCAGGAGUCCUGGUUGGAUGGUGGGGGUGUCACCAAAUGUGUCCAGUGCCUGAAUCCCAGCACCAACCCCCUCAUUCUUCAGUG